Molecule: messenger RNA, 1170 nt
Organism: Daphnia magna
Lineage: Eukaryota; Metazoa; Arthropoda; Branchiopoda; Diplostraca; Daphniidae
Product: methyltransferase-like protein 7A
Exons: 3
Coding region: 22-897 (291 amino acids)
Molecular function (GO): S-adenosylmethionine-dependent methyltransferase activity
Source: RefSeq, a predicted model, not a curated record
UCUCAGUUUGCAGUCCAGUUGAUGUUCAUCCGUCGAACGUCCACGUCAUUUUCACAGCCGGGACGCCACAUCACACAACAAAAGCAAACAGCCGAUGCUAAUAUGCUUGAACACCUACAAGAAAUUCUACAUGCAGUGGGACCUUGGCUUCCUCACACGUUUGUGGCAUUUAUCUUUUUGUUGAUACUGAAGAAAUACGGAGGCAGUCACAUCCAGCCGUUAUUCUUCGCCAAAGUGUACAACCCUUUCCUGGGAACGUAUCACGUCACAUGUCAAGCGCUCAAGAGACACCAUUUUCUUUCCAUGAAGGAUCAUGUAUCGGCAGAUCCUGUCCUACGAAAAAAAGGCGUCCUAAGGAUACUGGAAAUCGGUCCGGGACCCGGAUACAAUUUCGAAUUUUAUCCACCCAACAGUGAACUAACUGUUGUCGAAGUCAAUCCGUACUUUGAGGAGCAAUUUUUCAGGAAACAAAAGGAACAUCCGCACAUCAAAAUGGAACGUUUCGUCGUCGGAUUCGCUGAAAACAUGAAGGACGUCCCCGAUAACAGCGUCGAUAUCGUCGUUUCCACAAUGGUCCUCUGUUCCGUGCGCAGUGUGGAAGGGGCCCUGAAAGAAAUUCACCGCAUCCUUGCUCCGGGAGGAAAAUAUUAUUAUUGGGAGCACAUCCGCGAGGCUGAAUACAUGUGGGUCCUGUUCGUUCAACACCUGGCCUCCUAUACAUUUUAUGACCUCGUGUUCGGUUGCCAAUUGAACCGAAAAAGCGAUGAAAUAAUCAAGAGAAAUAAAGUUGGAUUCUCCAGCAUUGAUCAGCAACGAUUCAGGACUCCACAGAAAGGAGGAUUACACGCCAUUUUGAUUUUCCAUAGCGCCCAUGUCAAAGGAAUAGCCACAAAAUAAGAAACUUGACGCACCUGAUGAUGGUUGUUACAUAACCAUCGAUUAAUCGUAACGAAAACCUUACAUGCAUCGUGUUAUGACUGUGUGUGUCUAGGUCAUCUAAUUAUUAAACGUAUACUACGUGUGAGCUUUAAUUUUGUAAGUAAAAGAACAUAUAUAGUAGGCUAACAUGAAUAGCCUACUAAGAAAGGUAUUUUUGUGUGUUGCAUUCGUAUUUUAUCCAUGACUCUUUUUUUUAAACAACUAGCUUGAAAAUAUAAGAUGCGAACAAGA